CCUUUUGUAUUGUUCAUGUGUGUGUCCUAUGGAUUUAUCUGUGCAGCGCUAGUCAUCCCUCAUUAUGGCACUCAGAGGAAGGACUGCUGUGUCUAUACACCUGGCCCCUUGGCUCCUCAUUGUACUCUUCUGCACCUCUGCAGCUGUAGAGAAGGACUCAUGUGACACUUGUAGAAGGCUGGUGGACAGGUUCCACAAGGGUCUUGAAGAGACAUCAAAAAAGAAUUUUGGAGGAGGGAACACUGCUUGGGAAGAAAAAACUUUAUCAAAAUAUGAGUCUAGUGAGAUACGCCUAGUGGAGAUUAUAGAAAGACUUUGUGACAGCACUGACUUUGAGUGCAAUCUUAUGGUAGAGGAACAUGAAGAACAGAUUGAAAAAUGGUGGUUCAAGAUGCAGAAGAAGUAUCCAGAUUUAUUGAAAUGGUUUUGCAUUGAGACUAUAAAAGUCUGUUGUCCUUCUGGAACAUACGGACCUGACUGCUUAGCUUGCCUAGGUGGAUCUGAAAGGCCAUGUCAUGGGAACGGUUUGUGUAGUGGUGAUGGGACCAGAGGAGGAGACGGGACUUGCAGCUGCAAGGAAGAGUAUACAGGACCAUUUUGUCUUGAAUGUGCAGAUGGAUACUACAGCUCUGAAAGAAAUGACUCUCAUUCUGUAUGCAGUGCUUGUCAUGAAGCAUGUAAAACUUGUCACGGAGAAACAAAUAAAGACUGCAAAGUGUGUAAAGACGGAUGGAAAGAAGAAGAUGGAAGCUGUGUAGACCAAGAUGAAUGCGCUGCAGAAAAAUCUCCUUGUAAAGAGAGUCAGUAUUGUUUAAACACAGAAGGAUCAUAUUCAUGUAAAAAGUGUGAUGAAAGCUGCUCUGGGUGUACUGGCGAGGGUCCAGAGAAGUGUACAGAGUGCUCAGCCGGAUAUGUGUUAGAGGAUAACAAAUGUACAGAUAUAAAUGAGUGUGAGAAUCUUGAGAAAAUAUGUGUCCGAGAAAAUGAGGAUUGUGUAAACACUCCUGGGACCUAUAAAUGUGUCUGUGCUGAAGGCUUUGGAGAACAGGAAGGACAAUGUGUUGCCGUUACAAAGCCAGAUGAAGAAACUGUUACUCAGCAGAAUGUGACAUCUGAAGCAAAACAAGAAUCAAUAGCUGUACAUGAGGAUCUCUGACCAACAGCCUCAAUUUAAAUAUUGUUUUAAGUUAUUGGACUCCAACCUGUUAUGUGAAUAACAAGUUCGCCAACGGUUACUUUAUCUGGUAUUCAGAUGGGAUUUGCCCUAAAGGCUGCACACAUUCCUUUGUAUAA
Molecule: messenger RNA, 1293 nt
Organism: Nanorana parkeri
Lineage: Eukaryota; Metazoa; Chordata; Amphibia; Anura; Dicroglossidae
Gene: CRELD2
Product: cysteine rich with EGF like domains 2
Exons: 10
Coding region: 65-1156 (363 amino acids)
Molecular function (GO): calcium ion binding
Source: RefSeq, a predicted model, not a curated record